GAGCAGACUCGCGUCGCCGGCAGAAGCGUAAGUGACGAGCCAUCAUCCCACCACAAACUCCACCAACGAAGCACGCAACCCUCCGCGCCAACACAAUCGGUGCGAGAGACAAUUUUCCCGCGUUCUGUGCCUCUUGCGUAUGCCUGACUCUUGUUGUGCCUAUCUGCUGGAUCUGACAAUCUCUUCCCACCAAUCCCCCCAUCCCACUCACGCAUCACAUAACUCCCUCAUCCUCCGCCCGCUCCCUCCUGCCGCCCUUCUUCUUCUUUUCUUCUCCUCGCCAUGUCUGGCGCACCCCCCUCUUCCCACGUCAACGCAACCCACGCCGCUCAGCAGACCCCGGGCAACACCACCAACAACGCUGCCGACGUAGCUUCGACCUCCGCCCAUCCACCUCCCAACGCGCCCGACCCGACAACGAGCAACAAUGCCGCCCAAAGAGGACUCUCCACCGCCGCUGCCUCCAGUUCCACCGAACUCGCCAGUCUUAAAGUAACCCUCAAGUCCUCCCUCCGCCAGUUCCCCGACUUUCCCUCCCCCGGAAUCCUCUUCGAAGAUAUCAUGCCACUCUUCAGCAAUCCUUCUCACCACAACUCGCUCAUCACCGCACUCGAGCUGCAAUUCCGCGAAAAGUUCGGCGCAAACCACGGCAUCGAUGUGAUCGUCGGCCUCGAGAGUCGUGGAUUCUUGUUCGGUCCUACGCUGGCCAUGAGACUAGGCGCAGGAUUCGUCCCUGUGAGAAAGCAGGGCAAAUUGCCAGGAGAGUGUGUGACAGAGGGAUACCAGAAAGAGUACGGGACAGAUUGGUUUCAGAUGCAGAAAGAUGCGAUCUCGCCGGGACAGAAGGUGGUGAUCGUCGAUGAUAUUAUUGCUACAGGUGGCAGCGCAGCAGCAGCAGGAAACCUUGUACAGCAAAUUGGAGGCCAACUGGUCGGAUAUGUCUUCAUUAUGGAGUUGGACUUUUUGAAGGGCAGGGAUAAAUUGAACGCACCGGUGCACACUCUACUCAGCGGUCAGGACGAGGCGUUGCAGAGCUCAAAGUAAGAUUCUUUUGGCAGGCUGCGGACCGUGUUUCGGACGAGCCAUACAGCAAGAGCAAGGAGCGAAACGGCAGGAGGGUUGUCACGAGCAGCGGCAAGAUCCUUUGGGACAUGAGAAACGAAGAACAGCAUUUACGCUUUGCGCGUGAGACACUCUGUGGAUGUAAUAGAGCAGAAAGCUGGUCGACGAUGGGCACGGCUCGAAUGAGUCGCAGGUGGACUCAACACACACCAUCGUAUGCUAUGCUAUGCUAUGCAAUGGGCAAGGCAGACCGGGUGGCGGUACUACCAGCCAUACAGCUUCGCACUUUCGCAGAAUUAGACAGUAGACUCUGCAUGCCACUCUUCCAAGCAAGCCCUUGCUGCUUCGGAAGCCUUUUUCCUUCCAACACUACAACGA
This is a messenger RNA of Cercospora beticola, 1440 nucleotides long. RefSeq lists its product as uncharacterized. Gene Ontology annotation, cellular component: cytoplasm. Gene Ontology annotation, biological process: adenine salvage; AMP salvage. The record is from RefSeq and is a predicted model, not a curated record. Gene Ontology annotation, molecular function: adenine binding; adenine phosphoribosyltransferase activity; AMP binding. Lineage: Eukaryota; Fungi; Ascomycota; Dothideomycetes; Mycosphaerellales; Mycosphaerellaceae.